Messenger RNA from Frankliniella occidentalis (western flower thrips), 1006 nucleotides. RefSeq lists its product as uncharacterized. The transcript is spliced from 5 exons. Lineage: Eukaryota; Metazoa; Arthropoda; Insecta; Thysanoptera; Thripidae. The coding region runs from base 89 to 928 and encodes 279 amino acids. The record is from RefSeq and is a predicted model, not a curated record.
AUUCCCUCAGGGCGACGGCGGCUAGUGGCGCGGCCUGGCGCGGCGCGGCCGGGGCGGCCGGGGACGCUCGGCUCGGCCCCGCCCCGCGAUGGACCACCGGGACGACGACAGCGGCCUGGGCGCCGUCCAGGACGCCGACGACGCCGACCUGCUGCUCGGCGCGGUCCGCGACCACCACGACUACGCCAAGCGGCGGCGCUCGGGCUCGGACCGUGAGAACAAUGUGGUCUCCGAGCUGGACGAGCUGUCGCUGCCCGUGCCGAAGAAGAGCAAGGCUGUGGCGGGCAGUAAGGGCCUCGGCAAGGGCCGACAGCUGCGGGACCCGGAGGGCGGCACCUACAUCUCGGCGCGGUCGCGGGCUCGGAAAUCUCCGCUGCCCAUGAAGCUCCGCGCGCUGCCCGCGUCCUUCUGGGAGCAGCCCAACCUCAACAAGGGCCCCUCCCCGGGCACCAUCUUCUCCGCGCUGCCGCCGCUGGGGCCCCUCUGCAAGGAGGACGGGGCGGACGGACCGCGAGACGCGCUGCGGGGGGCCAACCCCGCCAGAGGUCCGGGACUCGGCGGCGGCGAACUCGGGAUGCAGGCGGGCAACGGCCUCGUCACGCACUCCCCCGCCGACACGGACCUCCUGUUCAGCCUGUUCCGCUCCGUGGAGCCAAAGACCAACCUGCACAGGCGAACCCGGGGCAGGCCGCGGCGCCCACCCCCAGCGCCGGGCCCGGGCGGAGGGGCGCAGCGCGACGACGACCCCUGCCUGCUGGGCAGCCUCACCAGCACGCUCACCACCUCGCUCUCGCUCGCCUGCGGACACAUCGCGGACGGCCGGGACCGGGGCGUGUCCGCGCUGCGGGGAGGAGCCGCCGCCAUCACCGUCGGCGCGGACAACAACAACUUCGCCCAGAUCCUCUCGGACCUCGUUGUCAAACUGUGAUUUCGACACUGUGACUUAUCUGUUGUUCCUGUACUUACCACUUACGUUAGAAUUUAAAAUAAACCUCGCCAAGUGUAA